Staurois parvus is the source of this 326-nucleotide messenger RNA. The record is from the annotation of a GenBank genome assembly. NCBI's taxonomy places the organism in Eukaryota, Metazoa, Chordata, Amphibia, Anura, Ranidae.
CUGAUAGGUGGCACUUAUUGGCAGCACUGAUAGGUGGCACUGACUGGCAUUGAUAGGUAGCACUGACUGGCACUGGGUGACACUGAAAGGCAGCUCAGAUGGGCACUGAUGUGCACUGGUAGGCACUGAAAUGUGGCAUGGAUGAGCACUGAUAGCUGGCACUGAUGGACACUGACAGGUGGCACUGCUGGGGCUACACAGAUCAUCAGGGCACACUGAUCAUCAGUGCCCUGAUGAUCACUGUCAGCGUGACAGCUCGUGGGGAGAGAAAUGCAGAUAACCGGCAUUUCCUUAUUCACAUGCUAUCAGCUAUGAUUGGACACAGC